CAGUCAAACCAGAACCUGGAGGAUCUAUGCCUGUCUUGCCAUUCCAACAAGUGUCAGUGAGCGGCAUGGCAGGCUUCGUGCGCAGGCUGUGUGACGUCCCCGAGAAGAGCGCUCCGCAGGCUGCGGAGGAGCGCGGCAAGUGGGGCAGCAAGAGGGAGUUCAUCCUGUCUGUGGCCGGCGCGAUCAUCGGACUGGGCAAUGUGUGGAGAUUUCCAUAUCUUUGCUACAAAAAUGGUGGUGGUGCAUUCUUCAUUCCUUACCUGUUGUUCCUGGUCACCUGCGGGAUUCCCCUGUUUGUGCUGGAGACGGCGCUGGGCCAGUACACCAGCCAGGGAGGGAUCAUGUGCUGGAGGAAGGUUUGUCCUUUGUUUGAAGGAAUGGGAUACGCCAGCCAGCUAAUCAUUUUCUAUGGGAGCAUCAGCUACAUUGUGAUCUUAGCCUGGGCUUUUCUCUACUUUUUCUCUUCCUUCUCUGGAGAGUUGCCAUGGGCUUCUUGUAACAACACAUGGAACACAGAUGGUUGUGUGGUAAUAAACAACUAUAAUGCCUCUGGUAACUGGACCACAGCUGUGAAUUCAUCAUCGUCUGUUGUAGAGUUUUGGCAGAGACGAGUGUUAAGCAUAUCCUCCGGCAUUGAGUCCUUGGGAAAGAUUCAGUGGGACCUUUCUUUGUGCCUCCUUCUGGCAUGGACCAUCUGCUACUUUUGUAUCUGGAAGGGAGUCAGAUCCACAGGAAAGGCUACUUACUUCACGGCCACGUUCCCAUUCGUCAUGUUAAUAGUGCUGUUUCUCAGAGGAAUGACUCUCCCUGGAGCCUUUCACGGUCUCCAGUACUAUCUGUACCCCAACCCUGCACGGCUCGCCGACCCACAGGUCUGGAUGGAUGCUGGAACACAAAUAUUUUAUUCCUACGCCAUUUGUUUGGGAUGCUUAACUACACUGGGGAGCUACAACGAAUACAACAACAACUGUUACAGGGACUCCUUCUUCCUUUGCCUGUUGAACAGUGCAACCAGCUUUAUCUCUGGUUUUGCCAUUUUCUCUGUUUUGGGCUACAUGUCACAAAAGCAGGGAGUUGACAUUGCAUCGGUGGCUGAGUCAGGGCCUGGCCUCGUCUUCAUAGUUUACCCCCAAGCUGUGACUCUGCUGCCGUUCCCUCAGGUCUGGUCCGUGUGCUUCUUCAGCAUGAUCAUCCUGUUGGGGAUAGAUGGCCAGUUUGCCGGGCUGGAAAGCAUCAUGACGUCUCUGUCGGACAUCUACCCCUCCCAGAUGCGCAAAGGAUACCGCAGGGAGAUCUGCCUGUUGGUGAUCUGUGCUAUCUGCUAUGUGUUCGGUCUUCUUUUGGUGACAGAGGCAGGAGCAUACAUUCUGCAGAUCUUUGAUCACUACGUAUGCAGCGGUCCCACUCUUCUGCUGAUGGCGAUCUUCCAGUCAGUGAUUAUCGGAUGGAUUUAUGGUGCCGACCGCUUCUGUGACAACAUCCAGGACAUGAUUGGGUACAAACCUCUCGUACUGAUUAAGUACAGCUGGCUGUAUGCGACCCCUGUUAUCUGCAGCGGGACACUUGUGUUUUUGCUGCUGAGAUACACCCCAAUGAGGUUCAACAAUUCCUACGUGUAUCCUUGGUGGGCCUACUGCAUCGGCUGGUUCCUGGCCAUGUCCUCUCUCGUCAUGAUCCCUCUCACCAUGAUCUACAAGCUGGCCCAAGGAAAAGGGACUCUCUGGCAGCGUCUCAAAGCCAGCUCCCAGCCUGCAGAUGACCUUCCAGAGACGGCAAAGGAAAUGGAAAGUGUGCGUCUCCCACUGCACCUCAGUGAUGAUGGGAAAAACAGCCACGUUCACUGA
Molecule: messenger RNA, 1844 nt
Organism: Salarias fasciatus (jewelled blenny)
Lineage: Eukaryota; Metazoa; Chordata; Actinopteri; Blenniiformes; Blenniidae
Gene: slc6a11a
Product: solute carrier family 6 member 11a
Exons: 14
Coding region: 27-1844 (605 amino acids)
Biological process (GO): sodium ion transmembrane transport; nitrogen compound transport; amino acid transport
Cellular component (GO): plasma membrane; cell projection
Molecular function (GO): gamma-aminobutyric acid:sodium:chloride symporter activity
Source: RefSeq, a predicted model, not a curated record